Messenger RNA from Notothenia coriiceps (black rockcod), 2331 nucleotides. RefSeq names its product phosphatidylinositol glycan anchor biosynthesis, class V (gene pigv). Gene Ontology annotation, cellular component: mannosyltransferase complex; endoplasmic reticulum membrane. Lineage: Eukaryota; Metazoa; Chordata; Actinopteri; Perciformes; Nototheniidae. The record is from RefSeq and is a predicted model, not a curated record. The coding region runs from base 279 to 1796 and encodes 505 amino acids. Gene Ontology annotation, biological process: GPI anchor biosynthetic process. Gene Ontology annotation, molecular function: GPI mannosyltransferase activity; alpha-1,6-mannosyltransferase activity. The transcript is spliced from 3 exons.
ACGAAGCUGCUGCAGGAUGAUGAGGAUGUGAGGACAAAGAUUGCACCUAUGCGAAAACAAACAAUUAAUAACGACGGGUGGCUAACUAAUAACAUCAGUGUUUACCCUGUCUUAAAUUUGUCUAACCAAUGAAAACGCGAAACUUCCAUAAUAUCAUUCGCUGAGUGUUUUUUCCUCGCUAGUUAUGUUUUAUAGUCAGUAUGAGGUGACUGUCUCGUAGCAGUGACAAUGCUCCAGCCUUUCAGAACCGGCUUUUUCACAUUUUCUUCGUCACAUCAAUGACUAUGGACGUCCGAGCAGUGCUAGAGUUUGCCACAGCUACCAGGGGAUUGUCCCUGUUGUUGCAGGCUGUCUUCAAUGCUGUCAUCCCUGACCAUGAUGCUGAUGCAUUCAGGCCCCCACGGACAGAGGAGCCUAUGUUCUUGGACUCUUCAGUGGAGUGGUUGUUGGGAGGCCUGUCUCACUGGGAUGCUGAGCAUUUCCUCUUCAUCGCUGAGAGAGGAUACCUUUAUGAGCACAACUUUGCUUUCUUCCCCCUCUUCCCCAUCAUCCUCCGGGGCCUGGCAGAGACGCUGCUGUGGCCCCUGAGCAGCUGGCUGAGUGUGCGGGGGCGUCUGCUGGUGGCCGUGGCUCUGGGGAACACUGCCCUCUUCCUGUUGAGCGUGGUCGCCCUGUAUGCGCUCAGUAGGACGGUUCUUCAGGACAGACGACUUGCUCUGCUCUCCAGCCUGCUCUACUGCAUCACACCUGCCAACGUUUUUAUGACCGCUGGAUACUCAGAAAGCCUGUUUGCUGCACUCACAUUUGGCGGUCUGUACCUGCUGGAGAAAGGAUUCACCUUGCGAGCCUGCCUUGCUCUAAGUAUAGCCACUGCAGCACGAUCUAAUGGACUUGUUAACAUAGGAUUUCUACUGUAUCUUCCUUCACUGCAUGCUAUUACCCAGAUUCGUGUUUAUCGAACAACGACAAAAGGCCACAGUAAAGUCUUCCACUACAUUUGGGCCAUCAUCCGUCUCCUGCUUACAUCCCUCCUGGGAACUGCAAUUAUUGCUCUUCCCUUCUGUGCUUUCCAAUACUAUGGGUAUAGGACGUUUUGCACUCCUUCUGUCUCCUUGGAACAGAUCCCCCCUGCUCUUGUGUCUCUGGCUGAACUAAAGGGCUACCGGGUUCCAGAUGAAAAUGGUCCACCGCCUCUAUGGUGCAUGAGACCUCUGCCUCUGCUGUAUUCUCAUAUCCAGGAUGUUUAUUGGGAUGUGGGCUUCCUCCGCUACUUUGAGCUGAGGCAGAUACCGAACUUCAUUCUGGCUCUACCUAUGGCCACCCUCGGCAUUAUGGCAGCUUAUGCUUAUUUUCUAGCUAAUCCAGAACUGUGUUUUAGACUCGGUCUUUGGGACACAGGUGCACAUUUUGACAAGCCCACACCUGGAAUGUUUAACCCCAGAGUGUUUGUGUACAUUGUACAUUCAACGGUACUUCUGGUGUUCGGAACAUUGUGCAUGCACGUGCAGGUUCUAACCAGAUUCAUGGCCUCCUCGACUCCUGUGCCCUUCUGGAUAAGUGCUCACCUGCUCCUCCUCAAUGAGCCACUUCUUCAUCGAAGGAAAACAUCAAAUCCUAAUGUACAGCUACACACUCAUUCCAGCAAUGGAUGCCAGCACACACCUCAAAACCCCAUCAUUGCACUGCUACCAUACUUCAAAAGCUGUUCCUCCACAACACAGGGCAUCCUGGGAUACUUCCUCUCUUACUGGGUCCUGGGCCUGGCACUGCAUUGUAACUUCUUGCCAUGGACAUGACCAAAGACGGUACUCUGAGCUUUAAAUGCAACAUUUCUAUGUAGGACUGGGCUUAAACCAUAUUAUAAAUCAUAUGAUCACCAGUGUUUUACAGUACAUCGUCAAUACUCCUUUUUCACAAAGAACAUCAUUGUAUUGUAUACAUGAAUGCAACAUGUCAAUGUCUCACUUAUAAAAAAAAGAAAACUGAAAUCACUAACUGAAAUUUAUAGUUUUUUCAAAUUCUUAUUAUAAUUAUGUCACCAAGUCCUACAUAGAACCUAUGAACAUGAACACAUUUUUGAAGCCAAUUUAUUCAUGCAAUAGUCAACUGUUAUAUAGUCAAAUUCAAAUGUAAAAUAUUCCUUUAUUCAACACUGUUUAAUUGUACAUAUUGGGAAAACUAUGGUUUUACUUUAAAAAGAAAUAUUUGUAUUUCUUGCUGAUAUCUUGCUCUUUAAUUUAAUAUUGCACUGCAUGUUUGGAAGAAUUAUCCCAAGUUAUACGUUGGGAUUAUCGGAUGUGAAUGAAAAAAUAAAGAUUUUGUUGCUGUAAA